AUGGUGGCAUCUACACCGCGCCUGAGGAUCAUGCCAGCCCACACUCGCAUGACGAUGUCUACAAUUACUGCUCCAUGCCCCAUCCACGCGCAGAAACCUACUCUCUGCCAAGUCCGAACCAGCCCUGGCUGCGACAAAGUCCACGCUCAUCUGUACGCCGCUCCAGCUCAUGGUGUUUCCCCUGCGCAGGUCUACGGGCAGGCCUACUCAGACCCUACCAAUCCAUUCUUAGACUCGUACGUUAACGGGUCAUGCCAAUACCCCCAACUCACCAUCGGGGGCCUGCUUGAUGGCUAUCAACACGGUCGGGAUCUUCGCGCCGUCUACGGCGACAAGCUAGGCUUGAUCCCAUCGUCGCUGAACCAUCACACGGACAAAAAUCUGGCUACGCACCAGUUCCUCACCAUUAACGCAGAGCUCCGCGGGUGGAGCCUCUGGUAUCGACACGGUCGAUCGUGGGUUUCCCUGUGCUGCGCAGAGUUCACUGCUGUCAACGAUCAAUCGUCCCCGGAAUGGAAGGAGCAUCUGUCUGUGACGCAGUCGCUGCGGAAUCGUCUCGCUGUGCUCUUUGAUGCCAAUACAUCAAGCUGGAUGUCUACCUUCGAUCACUUCGCCGAUAACUUUCAGGCACGUCUUUGUAAUGGAUACGAGCUGCCCUGUCAGUUGGACGGCUCUGGAUGCGCAACAAUGGACGAUGCGUACACGGUCUUCCGUGCCGGUGACUGGGAAUGGAAUUACUGGUGGCGAUAUAAUGCCAACGCGACGAGAUAUAUCCAGCUUGUAGAGGGGCUGUUCAUCGGUGAGAUAGUGCGGAAGCUGGAGGUGGUGCAGCGGCGGAAUUCCGAACUGGUGUAUAGCCAUACUUUUUUGUUCAUGAUGGGGAUGUGGGUCCUAUUUUGGGUGCGUUGGGAGUAA
Molecule: messenger RNA, 915 nt
Organism: Aspergillus tanneri
Lineage: Eukaryota; Fungi; Ascomycota; Eurotiomycetes; Eurotiales; Aspergillaceae
Exons: 3
Coding region: 1-915 (304 amino acids)
Source: RefSeq, a predicted model, not a curated record